Messenger RNA from Uloborus diversus, 2097 nucleotides. RefSeq lists its product as uncharacterized. The transcript has a single exon. NCBI's taxonomy places the organism in Eukaryota, Metazoa, Arthropoda, Arachnida, Araneae, Uloboridae. The record is from RefSeq and is a predicted model, not a curated record. The coding region runs from base 1 to 2097 and encodes 698 amino acids.
AUGGACGAAGACAGUAACAUGUCAGUGACUUUUCGGGUUUCGGACAAUAAUGAGUCAUUAGAAAUAUCUUCGCCAGUGCCACCAAGUCCACCAACCGACACCGCCGAGUCUUCAUCGUCUUCGCCUGAGCGACUUCUCCUACUUGAUGGAACAUUUUUUAAAUUCUUGCCCGAAGAGUCUACAGGUAAUAAAAUCGCAGCGCUUUGUAUGAAAUGUCCAAGAGAUGUAUUAACUAAAGUUAAAGGUUAUCAUAAUUGCACGUCGAACUUUUUGGGUCACCUGAAGCGAAAACAUGGGCAAGAAUGCAUCGAAGAGUACAAAACAUAUUCAAAAAAACAGAGAAGUGAGGUACGGGAAAAAAAUGAUACUAUUGUUAAAAUAAAAACUGGAAAAACUAAUAAGUCAAAUGAGAAUACAAUUACACAAGAACAAUUCGAUGAAAAUAUUUUGAAAUAUUUUAUACAUUCUAUGAUUCCAUUACGUGCAGUGGAAGAUCCAUAUUUUUCUAAAAUGUUUAUGGACUUGAAAAUAUCAGAAAUGGGGCUAACUGUAAUGAGUCGACGUACACUAGGACGUCGUAUAGGAAAACACUACGAAACGCAAGUAGCUAAGAUAAAGUUGGAACUACAGGAAGUUCCCUAUGUGUGCACAACAAUAGAUAUUUGGUCUAGUAAAAAAAGAAGUUUCAUCGGAGUUACAGCACAUUGGAUCACAAAUGAUCUACGCAGAGUUUCUGUGGCGUUAGCUUGUCAACGAUUCAAAGGUGUCCACAGCUACGAUCGACUAUCAGAUAUAAUUAAAGAAAUUAACGGUGAUUUCGGCCUCAAUACGAAUAAAAUUGUUGCAUCGGUGACUGAUAAUGGCAGUAAUUUUGUAAAGGCUUUCAAAAUAUUCGGUGUCAAAUUGACCAAUAUAAAUAUUACAGAUGAAGUUGUGCUAGACUCUCAGCCGACAGAAGCCUUUUCUGAAUCAGAUGUUGAAGAUGAAGAAUCAUCAAAUUUAGAAGAUUCUGAGCAUAAUUAUUUCCUUCCUACUCAUUUACGAUGCUCUGCACAUACAUUAAGCCUUUGUGCAACUACGGACGCGAACAAACUUUUAAGCGAGGAAGACACACCACUGUCGCAAAUGCAUGCUGCAGUUAUGAAGAAAUGUAACGUUUUGUGGAAGGCUGCAGGACGACCCAAGAGUGCUGAAAUAAUGCAGGAUGUGUUGGGACAUACGUUAAGCCGACCUGGUGAGACCAGAUGGAAUAGUUUGUUUGAUGCCCUCCAGCAAAUUUUCAACAUAAAAGAAAAAAGCUUACUUUUACAUAGAUCAUUAAACAUAAAAAAUUCUAUCAAAGACAACGAAUUCGAUUACAUAAAAGAGUAUUUGACGUGUACUUCGCCAGUGGCAGAAGCCCUCGACAUAAUGCAGAGUGAGAGUAACGCUUAUUAUGGGAUAGCUCUACCUUGCCUUCUGGCGCUGAGAAAAAAAUUGCUAAAAAUUGAAAAGAAAAACAACUUUUCCUUUUGCAGCCCGUUGAUCAAAACAUACAGAGAAAGUGUAGGUAAGAGAUUUGAAAAAAUGUUUGACGUCGCCACUCUUGAAGCGGAAAAUGCGGCUAUGGCAGCGUUAUCUUACCCAAGAUUCAAAAAUAAAUGGUUGACUUGUCUCGAGCCCGCGAAUCGUACUAAGGUUCUAAAAGUUUUUAAGACCUGCAUUUCCAAAGAAAUGAGUGACAAUGUAGUAGCAACUGUGGCAACAACAAAAAGUAAUCAAGACAACUUAUUUUUCAAUUUUGAUUCUGACUCUGACUCCGAUAUUUCGUUCUCAGAAAAAAACCCCUCCUCUGAUGCACCAAUGACUAAAGCAGAACUUUUGAUGAUGCAUUUUUUUGCAGAGGAAAGCCAAGAUUUGCAACUGCUCAAUAGAUAUCCUGAGAUAAAAAGUGUUUUUAUUAAAUACAACACACCUUUACCAUCGUCAGCUGCAGUUGAACGCCUUUUUUCUUUCGCUACAAUGACAAAUCUGCCAAAGAGUCACAGAUUGUCAGACAGCAUGUUCGAGAAGAGAGUAGUAUUAAAAUGUAACUUAAAUUAUUACAAGAAAUUAUAA